UCUGCAUUGCAUCUCAGGCCUCGCGAUUGUAUCCUCAACGCGGUCUAGCAGAUUUGUAUGCCUCCUCUCGAACGCUGUACGCUCCAAGCUGUUUAUCACUCAUGUGCAGGAAACACGUACUCUUACAUGCCAUGCCGUAGAGAUCCUUACGCUCGGAAUCAGCAAGACAUGAAUCCGAGUCGUAUUAGCACUCUCGACGGUGUGGCCGGGUACUAGCCUGCCCGAAAUUCCUCUCCAGGGUACCAGCGAGCGCUGCAUUGUUAUCCUCGCUAAGUCUAACGUUGAAGGCCCCCCAACGUGCGCAAGGGUCCCAAGACCUUCAAUGUCGUUCCGGUCCGGAGAGUUGGCCAUUGCAUCGAUGGAGGUCUGCACGAACACCCAGGGGAGUGUGCAGCAGUCACCUCGUAACAGAGAAGGGACAACAACAGGUGAGAGUGGAGAGAUGCAAAAGGUUUCCGAUACAGUUGUCGAGAUAAAAGGCCUAACACGUGGGCCCGAGCGAGCAAACCAAACGAACAUCUAUCUGAGCAGCCUGUCGCGGAGGAGGGUAAGCGGCAUGAAGAGAAAACCUGCUUGAAGAAGGGCAAUGGAGGAUGGAAAGUUUUGUCUGAACCUUGACUGCUGUGAAGUUUUGGAAAGUCAACACGUACAAUUGGAUCAAAUCCAUCCAGUGGCCUUAAGUACUUUCAUAACAACCGUCUUCUCUUUCUCACAGAUAUACUACUGAUUAUUAUAUAUCGUAUCCACUUGUCCGUUUGAUUCUGGUUGCGUUUGGUAUUCCACUAGCUUCGGACUUUGUCCUCCGGUUUUUAGUCAUCCGACGCUUUUCUGCUUUGAUUUCCUCCUUUCUUAACGUUUCGUUUCUCUUUGUAUUCUUGUGGAUUGCUUUUCCACUUCCGGGCCAAUGGAUUCUGGUCAGUUGAGGAGUCGUGAGUUGGAAGUACCUUCCGGAAAGAGAGCAAGUUCUUUUGACACACUACACAAUAUUAUGUGUAUUUUUUCCCUUACUUGAGAUCAUAUUUGUGGUCACCUAGUGAUCGAUUAUAUACAUCAUAAAUUUACAAUGAAAAUAAAUUUGGUGAUCAAGUGUCACUAUCAAGAUUCCAACUUAAGGAUGCUACUGUUAGAUAAGUUCUUCGUAAUCCCUCCCUUCUCGUACAUCUAUACCAUUUUAGGUUUGAUUACCAUCUGGAUUACAUGCUGAGCGACUUUCAAUAUAAGAAAG
Messenger RNA from Marchantia polymorpha subsp. ruderalis, 1225 nucleotides. The record is from the annotation of a GenBank genome assembly. NCBI's taxonomy places the organism in Eukaryota, Viridiplantae, Streptophyta, Marchantiopsida, Marchantiales, Marchantiaceae.